GUAAAAAUAAUAAUUAGAAACAUGUAGCCGACUAGCCCCACAUACUUGGCUUAGGUUUGAUUCUUUGCCUGUACAUGAAUCAUCCUUGAAGUUCUCAUGAAGUCAUUCUCAUUCUUUUAUGCCUUUUAAUUAUUGUUUUGGACUUGAUUUGUCCUGGUUUACAUUAUCUUAAUAACAUUUUCGUAGUAUUAGCCUCCUGUUUCUCUUCAUUGUACAUUUUUCACAGAAACCAUGUCUCGUCGAGAAACCAACCCUCACUUUUCUAGACCACUGCGACCUCAGCAUGAAGAUCAAAUGCAACCACCAAUUUCAAUAGUGCCACACGAACACCACCGUGGCCAACCACCAAUUCCAACAGUGCCACACCAACACCGCCGUGGCCAACCACCCAUUCCAACAGUGCCACACCACCCCCGUGGCCAACCAUCCAUUCCAACAGUGCCACCCCAACACCAUCAUGGCCAACCACCUCUUCCCGUAGCAGCACCUAUACAAGAUGUAUCUCAUCAUCCCCAACCUCAUUUUCCAUUGCCACACCAUCAUGAAGAUCAUGUUCCAUUGCGUGCAGAUCAUGAUAGUCGUUUUCCCCUUCACCUUGAGCAAGAAGAUCAUCACCAACCACCUAGUUUACAAGUUCCACGCAAGGGAAACCGCAUCAGCCAACCACCGCGUGGAGGCUCGCGCAAAAAGCAUCGAGAUCAAGAUCUUCGGCCAGGCAAAUCAAGGGUAAAUUUUCAAGAGCCAUCAGUAAUACCACCACCGCUUGAUCACCCUCCUGAGCCUCGGCGGCAAUUGACACCGCACCAAGAGCGGCGUCAUGGUGGUAUAAGGUUUCCUAAAGAACAAAAAUCACCACCUUUAACUUGGAUGGGCGCUUGCUUGUGUGUAAUAUUUUGGCUUAUCAUUAUCAUAGGAGGCAUAAUAGUCCUCAUAGUGUACUUGGUUUUUCGUCCACAAAUUCCACAUUUUGAUGUGUCUAGUGUCACCCUAAAUGCUGCAUACCUUGAUGUUGGUUAUCUACUCAAUGCUGAUUUAACUAUGCUGACAAACUUCACAAAUCCAAACAAAAAAGUGCAUGUGGAUUUCAGCUCAGUGAUCAUUUAUCUGUACUAUGGAAGCACCCUUAUUGCUACUCAAUAUGUUGAGCCUUUCUCAGCUGCAAGGGUUCAAUCAAGAUUUGCAUAUAUUCAUAUGGUCACUAGUCAAGUUCAGUUGCCAUUAAAUGAGGCACAGAGGCUUGUGAAACAAAUGGAAAGCAAUGGCGUUUUGCUUGAAGUGAGGGGGGUUUUCAGGGCAAGAUCAAAACUAGGAACCAUCUUAAGGUAUUCAUAUAACCUUUAUGGCCGUUGCAGUAUCAUGGUGGCACGCCCUCCUGAAGGGAUAAUGAUGAAAAGGAAGUGCAGAACGAAACGCUGAUAUGGUAACACUUAUAUUGUAACAUUGGUAUUCUUUUUUGUCCUUGAAAAUUUGGGGGAUUUUGGUUUUACUAUUUUGCCUAUUCCUCCUACGAAUAACAUCUUAAGGAGUUAACAUUUAAAUUUUAAUUCAUGAACAUGUAGUUUUUCUUAAACUACAAACUUGUAUCACAAUUUUUUCUGCGCUAGAAUAAUCACAGGUUAUCACAUUUAUUAAUACUGAUAACGGUUUCCUAAUUCAUUUAAAGAAAACAGCUUCUUAAGGACUCGUUAUUUUGAAGUUUUAAAUUCCAAUGAUGUGUAUGAUUGUUCCUGUAAAACUUAUGAAAAUAAGCUGAAAAUAGUUUAUGAAUGUGCCAUAAGCUGUUUUUACAAGUUCUUUCAAAUAGUUCACAAGUUCUUAUGCCAGUAGAUAGAUUCUCAAAUUCAUGUUUAGAGAUUUAUAUAAUUUAAUUUUAGGUAUUUAUCAUACACCACACGGGCCAGCUUGUCAGCAAGAUUUGUCUUAUACAUGCUAUUUACAUUGCACCAAACAGAAGAGAAAAAUAUUGUCCCAAC
This is a messenger RNA of Medicago truncatula (barrel medic), 1973 nucleotides long. Its product is annotated as NDR1/HIN1-like protein 6. Lineage: Eukaryota; Viridiplantae; Streptophyta; Magnoliopsida; Fabales; Fabaceae. The record is from RefSeq and is a predicted model, not a curated record. The coding region runs from base 232 to 1416 and encodes 394 amino acids. The transcript has a single exon. Gene Ontology annotation, cellular component: plasma membrane. Gene Ontology annotation, biological process: defense response to other organism.